CGGAGUCGAGCCGAAACCAGAAGCAACGUUGAAACAAAUAGGAAAUAAAUAAUGGAUCCACAACGACAGAGUGGCAUCUAUGCAGACCGCUACAGUUUAGGUACUGAUGAGACCAUAGAGGCAGAGGCAGGUCACAGGAUGACCUUUGAUGACACAUUAAGGUCAUCCCUCGGUUCUGUGGGUGACCCCAUGUAUGUCUCAACAGGACGCAAACUCAGGAGGGACAUUCCACCGGAGGAAAGCUUGUUGUCAUCCCAGAUGUCUACUACGAGUGUGUCCUCACUGGGGAUUCUACAGCUAGACUCGAUGGCAGAUCUGUCAACAAGCCUUCUUCAACUUGAUGGCAGUUUCAACCAGCCACGGUUCAGCAAUGGCUUCCUUGAAGGGAAUCGUGUCGGUGAGCUCAACAGCGACUUUGAGCCAGGAGAGCGAGGGAAUGCGACUGGAGGAGACUCAAUGGGGACCAGUGAGAUUGACACAGAGGAUGAACUUGACGCAGUCAGGAGGGAAAAUGCCAGGCGACAGCUCUACCCUACUGCUCCCAUGGGCAGAGAAAGUCUUCAUGCUGGCGACGGUGGUGAAAGUAGCGACAGCGGGAGUGACGACAGCCACCAUUCUCGGCCAGGCCUUGAAGGGGGAAGCUCAGAUGAGCACAGCUCCACCCUCCCUUCCUCCCCAGGGCAUGAGAUGAGUCUACGCCAGUCAGCAGAGGGUGAAGUUGUUACCUCCCCAAUCCUUGGGGAUGGGGGUGGUGGAGGGGACGGCAUGAGUGACGGGGAGACAGGGAGCUCUCUCACAGCACCCUCGGUUGUUGGUGGAGGCGUAGGGGGUAGACCUACUGCUGGGAACAGGAGGGUGUUUUUCCGGUCAUGGAGUAAUCAAUCCGGAUUCAGUGAUCAAGAUAGAAAUAUUGAGGGUUCAGUUUUAAGCGAUCCUCAUCAGACACCAACCCCAGAAAUGUCCUGCCUUGCCCCUCACUUCCUUCUGCCCACCUCACACCCCCAGUCCGCCGGUUCAGCGACCGACCUGACCAACAGUCCUGAACUCCGCCCACUGAGCAGUGCCAGCAGCUUCCAUUUUGAGGAGGGGGCUUUUGGCUCAUCACAGGAGGGGCUGCACCAGAGGUUCUGGAACAGCGGAAUGUUAGAGGGACCGGUGACGGAGGAAGAGAGACGAGGGAAUGGUGAGGAGGAGCAGGAAGAGGAAGAAGAGCAGGAGGAGGAUGGAGAUGGGGAGAAGACACUGAUUCAAGGAUCUGAGAGAGGAUGGCAUGAAACACAAGAAGAGCUGGACAGCGGAGGCAUAAACACAGAGAGGGACAUACUUCAGAUUCAAGAAAUGAUGAGAAACUUUGAGGAGAACUCCCCUUCGAGUCAAGGUGGGGGAAAGAUCUUCAAUCCCUUUGACAACACUCAAGGCAAUGUCACCCUGGGAGGCAAUGGCAUUGGUUUCUCAGAUUUUGACGGUGAUUUUUUAGGCCAAGAUGAUGCAGCAGCUCUCCUAGCUGAGGACCAAGAAGCUUUUGAGAAAGAGAAUCAAUUUAGACAAGAUGAGCACAUUUCCUCAGACCAGUUCUCCAUCCACAACGCUUCCUCCUGGACUUCACCGAACAAGAGUCACUUGACCAUACAGGACCAUUCGGAGGUUCAAGGUGACGAAUCGUUCGACCGUGUCUCUCUUGGGGCGUUUAUGAGGACUAGAACGGAGGCUCUUGGUUCUCUCUCCGGCGACACCCAAACCAGUCGGCCAAGCUUUGGCACAGGUCAUAUCAAGACACCGGAAGGAAAAGACCCAGUGGUCCUGAUGGAGACGACAAGACUGAGUCUAGUUGCAGAGGAAGAGGAGAGAGACAAAGGACAGGGAGUUAUGGGUAUGACGGAGCUUGGGGAGAGCAUCCGAUUCUCUGGUGUCGGCUCGGACACAGAAGAUCAUUCGGGUCAUCACAUGGAGAGGAAUCAGUUUUCCUCGCACAGGGCCUCUCAACCAGCAGACACAAGCAGCUCCUCAUUCGCAGAGCUGGACGAAUACUCAGCCGACCGAGAAUCACUACCGAUGGCCAGCCUCUACUUCAGAGUCGCAAACCCCGAGGGCUCCGACGCCACCAUGGACGGCCAGACAUUCCGUCCAAGUCUCUCACUCAGGAGUCUAUCAAAUGACCCCCAGAUGGCUUCUUUGAAUCUCGGUGACCUCUCCUUGGCGGACGACGAUGACCGUUCCAGAGGCAUCUCCAGAUUUGACAGGUCUAGCGAUGCAGACCAGACUCCUAUAAUUAACCAGGCAUUUGGAGAGGCACCGACUGCUUCGCCAUUAAAACCUAACCUGAAAGUGCAACCUUUCCAAGAUACCACCACCCCACUCCCAAGACAGAUUGCCAUGCUUAGGGAGGAGAGUGAACCGGAUGGGAUUAGAACACCCCCAAUAGCUACCUCGGCUAUUGCUGCAGCCAUAGCCAGUGCUUCAAGCUGUACAAAACCUGAGGAGCUCGCUGCAAUGGUCCUUGCUCUCUCCAGAAAACAACGAAGUCAACAAAGCAGCCAAGCUCUCAGACAAAAAACACAGCCUGUAAUCAGAUCAUCAGUUGAUGCUUUUAAUGAUAAGGAGACUCGGAAUAAGAAGUCACCCAGAACAACAAGAAGUGGUUCAAAAUCCCAAACAGCGCAGCUCAACAUGCAAGACUCGAGUUACAUGGGUUACCUAGGUCACUCUGAGAUGUCAAGAAAAGUUCAUACUUCACCAAAAGCUACCAGUAAUGAACCUGGGACAAUGGUAGUCCCAGAGAGACCCAAAAAUGUUGCACCUGGCACUGAGUCAAGAUCUUAUCCGCAUCUUAUUGAUAGAAUUCCCCCCAAAUUGAAGGAUAGUGAGAUGCAGGCAUUAACUGUAGCAACAUCUCUUGAACAUCUUUCAAGAACAUCUGAAGGGAGUGCUGAUUUAAGUAGAUCGGACCAUUUCAAAAGUAGAACAUACACUCCAAUAGGAGAAACUCUUGAAGGUGCUGCUACCAAGAAACGAUCGAGCAGUUGCAGUGUCGCCAGCUCGACAUCAACGGAGAAGGGUCCUAGCAGGCAAAAUACUCCACAGGAUUACCUUGAAAACAGCGUCAUGAAUGAAGUACGUGGUUUUGAUUUGUCGUUUGACUCUCGCAUGCGAGUUCACACGGAGCGUCUAAAGAAUAUACAACGAGCCCAGGAAUUGGAGGCAGGAACCAGAAGUGCUGGGAGAGACUCUUUAGAGUCAUGGGACAGUGACACUUUGAUUUGGACCCCACGAUCAUCAGAUGAAAGUCGAAAUACAGAGAAGAAAUCUAGAAAGCAGUUGAUUGAACUAGAAAACACUGAUGAUGGUAACACAAAGGUGUCUUCAGGUAGUCGACAAGAUCUGGAAUAUAUGUUCCAGGGACACACUGAGAGAACUGAGGAUGUAAAGCCUACUCGUAGAGCUUCUCAAAGACAUUCACCCAAGGACAACAGAAACCGAAAUCGGUCCAGGUCUCCUAGGCCUGUUAAGGAACCAGAGGGUAUGGAAUUAGGAGUGGCAGGUCAUAAAGACUCCGUGACUAGAGGUAGAGUGUCCAGCAAUCAGCAAUACCUGAAAUCUCCUAGCAGAACAGACACCUCAAGUCAUUUGACUAAUGGUCAUUCUAAAAGGACUGCAAAUAAACCCAGAAGCCCCGGGAGAGGUGCGAGUGUUUCACCAAAAGAAAGCAGACAUGAAAUUAUUCGCCAUACAGGAGCUCAGAAUGGUGAUUCCUCAUCAGAUGAUGAGAAUGAUGGCUUGUCAAGGAGACAGCUAUCACGCAAUUAUCAUAAGCCAAGUAGACGAACAAGUCAGAAAACCAUGAAUGAAGAAGCGGACAAACAGAUGUCUGAUGUCAGGCCUUCCUCACCUUCACUGAAACAAACUAAAUAUCAAACACCCACAGAGGAUUUUAGAAGCAAGGCACUGCUUGAAUUAAGCCAUGAUCCUUCAACAGAAAAUAUUUCCACCAAAGUGAAAAGUAGACUCUCAGCAUCUCCAGAUACACCUAGAACACCAGGUGCUAAUAAGAUGUCAGUUUCCCCUCGCUCAGCAAGUAGUAGUUUCAGCGAGUCAGCCACUCAAACUAGUGACAAUGACACCCAGACUGUAGACACCUCAAAUUUGUCUAAACCUCCUACAGCCCUGCAAUAUGGUCCCCCAAUAUCAUCCUUCCAAGCAUAUCCUGACAGAUCACGAAUAUCAACUCAUUCAACAUCCACAACCCCGACUCUUCUGACUAGCCAGAGUCUCUUGACAGAUGCCCUCUUGAAGCAGUACCUGAAUGAACAGGCAGUUACUUCUAGACCAGCAAACACUCUAUCAGUAGCUCCCUCCUAUGUCAGCGGUCAGCUGAUGAAGACACUAGAUGCAAUUCAGAAAGGCACAAACUUACAACCAACGCUGGUCAGUGCAACAAACCCUCCGUAUGUGUCGUCACAGCCUUCCGAUCUUGGCUUGAUGCAGACCCUUCCGAAUCUGACCAUCAACACGGCUCAGACUGCUCCAUCGUUGAGCCUGUUGCAACGUCUAGAUUCGCCAAACCUUAAUACAGCAAACCACCCUCUUCUCACAAGCACUAGAGAUCUGGGACCUAUGCUGGAGAGAGUCACUCUCGCUGGUCAAACCAACACAUCAUAUCCCACUUCUGCCUCAAACUCAGCCUAUCCGCCUUCUGCCACCAUGCCUGUUUUGCCACUCCAGUCAACCCACACCAUUCCUUCCAGUGUGUACGGAUAUGGAAGCCUAACCGCAAGUAGCUUUGCUUCGCUGCCCAGUUUCCAGGGAGCUGCAAUGCAAGGGUAUCAAGUGAAUACAUUGCCGAGCAGACCAGUCACCGCCCAAGAUCAUGCCAUGUCAAACGUCGGACCUCCGCAACCUGUGAGAGUCACAGCACAAGCUGUCAAUCCAGUUGUCGUUGGCUCGAUAAACAUCAAGGGUGUAUGUUGCCUGGGGAUAGCCAAGCAGGCCCUGCUACCUCUGCAGAACAACGGCCCACGCUGGCUUCAAUGCCACAUGGAGGUGACGUCCGUUAGCGUCAAUGGGGAAGAGCUCCCGCCAGACAGCUUGUCUUCAUUCUUGGUGAAACGCCGCACCAUCAUUAGCCCUCACCACACCGAGGAAGUGAAGAUUGUCUUCGUUCCGCACCAACCGGGCAUCUACGUGGCCCAGAUCCAGGUGAGCUCCAGCCCUGUGGUUGCUGAAGGGGAGGUAGCAUCUCUCAGUCAGGGGGUACCUGUCACUGUCUUGGCCAGGGCCGAAAAGCCAAAUAUUGGGGUCAAAGGUGCUCAGAAUGGUACCCUGGACCUUGGUGUGCUGAGCUAUGGUAAGGAAAGAUCGGCUCCCAUCUAUCUCGUCAACAAGGGCUCAUCCAGGGUUCCUCUACAGCUUCUCAUCAAAGUAAACUCCUCCGCAUGGCAUUCCUUCUAUCUCCACACUGGAGACUCGACGAAAACCAACCCUGAACACUCGUCCAGUCUGAACCUUCCCACCCACGUGACCCUUGAGGGCCAGAAUGACACAGUAACCCUCUGGGUCCACUUCCGGGCAACUCCGAGGGACAAAGCCACCUCGCCUGGGGCACUGGGCGCCCCGGAGCAGGUUUCAGCCAAGAUGGAGGUGUUUUUAGAUGUACCCGAUGGAGGUGUUGCCAUCACCAGCGUGGCGCUGAGGGCAACUGUUGGUCUAGCAAAGCUGAAUAUACCCAGGGCUUUAACGAAAGAGAUUACUUUCAAGUCCCACGGUGGGGAACACACCGGCCGUAUGCUACCCCUCAAGAACACCGGCAACAUCCACCUAGACACUGAGCUGUCUGUGUUCUCUGCCCAGGGGGUAUUCACCGUGGUACCCCAGACCAUCCUGCUAGCCCCAGAUCAAGAGGUCAAUGUACUGGUUAAAUACACACCAAAGGAGCUACCUUCUCUAGACACUGGGCAACUGGCAAUGUGCGCCAGACCCGAUGGUCCGUCUUAUGAGGUGAUGCUCCGUGGGGAGACAGUAGAGAAGACCCUAGACGACAACAAGCCUAACUUCCUGGUCAACCGUCACUUCAUCUCUUGGGGAGGGGUACCCAUUGGCAGGGCUUUACAGCAGAAGCUAACAAUCCGCAGCUGCGCCAAGGAAGAGGAGUUGAAACUCAGACUCUACAUAUCAGGCGCAAAAGCUCAGUUCCAGCUCUUGAAUGCCUUUGGUUCCGGUGAAUGGUCGACGGAUAACAACCAGUACGUGUCUCUCAAGCCACAGGAGGACAUGCUGGUUCACGUUCUCUACUCUCCGACAACCAUUGCAACCAGUCAGGCCAAACUGAGCAUUAAGCCACAGAAUAGCAACUUCAAAUACAAUGUUCCACUUAGCGGCUAUGGAGGUGUGAGUAAACUAAUCGUGGAGGACGUCCAUGAAUCAGAGCAUGGUUGCUAUGGUAUCAACGUCGGCCAUGUUACAAGCAGCAACAACCCCAUUGUCUGCACGAUCACCGUUUCAAACAUCGGAAGGAGAAGUGCCUUUGUGAAAGCAAUUGGUUUCCAAGAUGAUCAAGGCAGGGACAAACUACGAACCAGCCAGCUCCGGGUCGAGCCAGAUGAGUUCAUCCUCCCAGAGAAGCAUCGGAAGACUCUGACUGUGACUCUCCACACAAAUAAGAUGGACACCAAGACAAGACAUGUAGGGAAGGAGGGCAUCCUGGCUGCUAUUGGGCUCUUUUAUGGAGAUGAGAUCUCCAGACAGCAAUAUAGAAGAGCUUUGAAACGCAGUGAGAGCGAGAAAGUCAGUCUGUCUACCCACAACCCACUGAGUGAUGUCACAUUUGAUCGACCCUUCACUGGAGAGGCCAAAGUAAAUGAAGUGAAUGACCUACCAUGGAGAAGUGGAGAUCUGAAUCUAUUCUACUGUUGCAUAUCACGGGUAAUGGUUCUACUGAAGGGUAGGAUGGACCAGAGUGAGUCUGUAGCCAGCACCAAGAGGCCCUCGCUGGCUUCCUUGUCACCAGUCAAAUCAUCAGGACCUUCCUCCAGGGAUGAGGACAGGCUGGGAUCCGCUGACCAGUCAAAUAGACCGGUCACAGGAGCCUACACCCCACCGGUCAAAGGCACCCCUAAUCCUUGCACAUCUACCUCCACCCAACUCAGCCCCAAUCGGCCCUCAAGGACAACCUCUUCCUCCGAUGUUGUUCUGACCAGCAAUGAGGGCAGCAGGAUGGGUUCAUGGACUGUGCAGCCCCAUCAGAUGGUCAUUACAGCCCCCGGAGGUGGGAUCGGAGUGCAGAAGAGCCACAGUAUACGAGUCGCUAAUCACAGCCCAAGGAAACUAAGGUUUGAAACUAUGCACACACCGGACUGCCUUAUUGUCACCCCUGCGGCGGGAGUGGUGGAGCCCAUGAGUCAGCUGCUGGUUCUAGUUAGCUGUAACCCUUCCAUUCGGUCCAGAGGGGUGCAGUUACCAUGGAGUGGGGCCAUUCUGGUAGUUUGUGAUGACCAAAAACAGGAGGUCAAAGUUCAGAUCAGGGAAGACUUUGGAAUGGACUCUUCCAUUAUUCCAUCACUGGGUAGAAUGCAGUCCCUCUCAGACCAGCCGGUCACCCCUGAUACAUCAAUGGUUGCACCCUCAUCAGAAACCACAUCUCCUGUUAAGUUACAAUCGAAGGCCAUUCGUUUUCCGACGACAGUGGUUGGGAAUACCUCAGAAGCCACAUUAGAGUUUCAGAACAAUACGUCAGAGCCCCGUCAGUGGUGUCUGUCUUCCUUCGCUCCGACCUACGUCAAGCAGGACAGUGGGGAGAUCUACCGAGCGACUUACUCUGCGUUCCGAUUCACUCGUCAGUACGGAAACCUUGAACCAGGACAGAAUAUCACGGUAAAUCUGGAGUUUAUUCCCAGAGAUGAAGGGAUGUAUUCACAAUACUGGGACCUGGAGAGUAACAGAAAGUCCACACUGGCCAGUGGUCCUCACAAGACUCGCAUCGAGCUGGUAGGCCAGGGUUCCAAAGAGGAGGUAGUUUUGUCGGUGCCUCUUCAUCACAACACCAAGAAGAGGAAGAAGAAGAGUGGACAUCACAGAGAAGGGAACCUGGUACGGGUUGAGCCUCGAGUCAACUCCAAACCAACUGCCCUGGCCGUACCCAUACUGGUCGACAAUUCAAGUGAAGGAGAUAUUAGUCCCGCCGACUAUAGAAAAGAGCCAGUAGCCAGUAGAAGUCCAGACUCCACCUCAGUCCAGGGAGUGACCCUGAUAGACGAUCAUCUCAUUUUCAGUCAGACCAAGGUUGGCUCGGCAGCCAUGCUCAAGCUCCAAGUACAAAACAGCUCCAACCAUACGCACACUGUAAAAUUUGUCAGCCCCCAAGCGCCAUUCUCCAUUCGGCACCCGAAGCACACCAUCCAACCCAAACGAUUCAUCAGGCUACCGGUGUACUUCAAGCCCACUGCGCCUGGAAAGCACCAGGCAGCACUGGUCAUUACCCUAGAGGGCCACCACAACCUCAUGUCACGCCUCGAGGGAAUCGGCGUCUGAAACAUUCCGUGAAACAGCUCUCCAGCCUGCGAUGUUCACAGCAAGGUCAGUCAAACUUCUUUUGAAUACCGCCAGAACUUGCACAAUCUAAAGGCUGGUCUCUUACCCCCUGUUUUACCGAACCAAAAACAUUAGGAGCGACUCUAGUCGUUAUGAGCGACUGCAACAGACGAUCUUACGACUUCUAGCGCGUCCACUUACUCCUAACUGUUUCUGCUGUCAAACUUUUUAUGUACUUAAUUGAGAAUUUGGUUUAGGUGACUCUGGAGUGCCUGCUUGAAACGA
Molecule: messenger RNA, 8805 nt
Organism: Asterias rubens (European starfish)
Lineage: Eukaryota; Metazoa; Echinodermata; Asteroidea; Forcipulatida; Asteriidae
Product: centrosomal protein of 192 kDa-like
Exons: 32
Coding region: 52-8520 (2822 amino acids)
Biological process (GO): centrosome-templated microtubule nucleation; centrosome duplication; mitotic spindle assembly
Cellular component (GO): cytoplasm; pericentriolar material; centriole
Molecular function (GO): protein kinase binding
Source: RefSeq, a predicted model, not a curated record